Molecule: messenger RNA, 2292 nt
Organism: Closterium sp. Yama58-4
Lineage: Eukaryota; Viridiplantae; Streptophyta; Zygnematophyceae; Desmidiales; Closteriaceae
Source: the annotation of a GenBank genome assembly
AUGCAGCUCGUCGAGCUGCCCGCCUCCAUCUGCCUCCUCUCCGCGCUUACCAGCCUGACCCUCUUUCAGUGUUACAAGAUCUCCAAACUGCCCGAUAACUUUCACCAGCUCGCAAAUCUGCGCACCCUGCAUCUAGAAGAACUCAUUGCGCUCACUGCCCUUCCGGAAUCUUUAGGUCAGCUGCCCGCGCUGCGUGACCUGGAAAUCCUAGACAACGGUCGCAUCACGUACCUCCCGCCGUCUCUCUCUGCCAACCGCACGCUGGAGCGCCUUGCGCUCCACAACUGCCCAGCGCUCGCAUCCCUGCCGAACGCCAUGGGCCACAUCCCCACCCUAGAUCGCAUCGAUCUCAGCUUUCUCAACGCCCUCGCGGCGCUUCCGGACUCCCUGGGUCGCGCGUCUCGCCUCCGGGAGCUUCGAAUCGUCGCCUGCAGCCGCCUCGUGGGGCUCCCGCGCUCCGUCGCCGCCAUGUGCUCCCUCGCGCGCCUCACUCUCGACGGCUGCGCUGCGCGGGCGCUGCCCGAGGAUUUCGGGCAGCUCUCGAAUCUGGUGCGGCUGGAGCUGUCCUGCGAGCGACUGACGGCCCUGCCCAGGUCGUUCGGGCAGCUGGGGAAGCUGCAGGAGCUGAGGCUCCAUGCUUGCUACGGGCUUCUCGAGCUGCCCGCGUUUUUCGCGAAUCUUUCCUCGCUCGAAACCCUAGCCAUCUACGGGGGAACGUCGCUCAUCUUUCUGCUGCCCAACUUCGAGCAACUCCCGCAGCUUCGGCACCUGGAGCUGUUCAACUGCGCCAUUCCGAACCUGCCGGAGAAGUUCGGGCAGCUGCCGAAGCUGGAGGUUCUCAAGGUGGGGAGCAGGGAGAGCUACACGAGAAACGACGCGGAGCCAGGGCAGCCCGUGUGGCCUCCUCCCAUGGUGCUCACAGUAACGUCGCGGGGGGAACCGGCGUCAAUGUUCAUGCUGAUGGGCGACCCGCUCCUCCUGGACCAGCUAGACGAAACGCUGCUGGGCCGCUGCCUGCUGCGCAGCCUCCCCCCGUCCUUGUCGUGCCUCACGUGCCUGCAGCAGCUGGUCAUCGACGGGUGUGGCGAGCUGGAGAGCCUGCCAGAGGGACUGGGCCGCCUGGCUGGGCUGCAAGUGCUGCGCGUAAACAACUGCCCCAAGCUGCGCUGCUUCCCCUCCCUUCUGCCUGCCGCGCCUCCCACUACCUCCACCUCCGCAGCUGGGGAAAGUUCGCCCUUUGCUGCUGGCCCUGCUGCCACUGCCACUGCUGCUGCUGCUGUGCCGGCUCCUCAUUCUCCAACGCAUCCCGCAGCGGGCCUUGCAUCUUGCUCUGCUCCCCUCCCCAAGCUUCACAGCCUGGAAAUCUCCAACUGCCCGAGCCUACUAGGCCUUCCACACGGCCACGAUACCUUGCCGAGGCUGGAGCGAGUCACCCUAUCUAACUGCAGCAAGCUGGGCUUUGCGAAUCGCUUCACUGCGCGCCCCUCCUCAACCUUACAUGCUGCACCCAUCGCCCUCCCCUCCUCCGUCACCACCGUCUCACUGCUUGGCGUCUUCUCAGAAGCAUGCUACCUGAAAGACUCCUUUCUCACCCUCUCGCACCUCACCCAUCUCAACCUUCACCAACUCCUCUCUCUCCGCGCGCUCUUCGCACCUCACCCGCAUAGCGCUCAGGCUGCAACUAGCAUUGGAGAGCUGGAGCCAGGCACUGAGCCAGGCGGUGAAGCGGCAGGCCAGGUUUACGGUUUCCCGGUCGAUCCUCAACCCGGUCAGCCGGCCAGAUUGGCGCUCCUCUCGUCUCUGCAGCACCUGGCUAUUGCAAACUCGCGCCUGCCGCUGCUGCCUAGCAACCUUAGCGACCUCCAAAGCCUCAAGGUGCUCAUUCUGGAAAGCUGCAUUUGCAUGCCCUCCCUCCCCGCCUCUCUACCGCUCCUCCCCAACCUUGAAAAGCUGGUUUCGAGUACUCUUCCCAGGCUGGCGAGCCUGCCUGAGAAUCUCGGGCAGCUGAAAUCCCUGAAUAGCUCACUGUGGAGGCGUUCCCUCUCCCGCCUCCACUCUCUGAAGCUCAACAGUCUCUUCCGCCUGCGCCGCCUGCCAGAGUCUCUCUCCCUCCUCCCCGCCCUUGUGGUCCUCUCACUGGAAGACUGUGAGAAGCUGCGUGCGCUGCCGGAGGGGCUGGCGGAAGUGGGAACGUUGAGAGAGGUGAUGCUGGGAGGGUGCUGUCGGCUCAAGCAUGUGCCUCAAUCGCUGCUGGAUAGACAGCAUGUGAUAGACCUGCAGGGCAUUAACUGA